CAGACAUGAGCCCUACUACUACGGAACUUACCGUGAAACAAAACCACGUCUUUCCACUGACCAAAAGUUAUUUAGCCUUCAAUUUCAAGUGGUUGACGAUACUCGGCAUAUGGAACCCAUACAAGAAGGGACUCAAGUACUGGAUUUACCAGGGUUAUUGGACUUAUGUAAUUACUGUGGUGAUGGCAGCAAGACUGAUGACCCUGUUGGUGAGAACACUCAUAGCUGAAGAUGCCGCAACAUUGCUCAAUGAGUUCUCGCUCCUCGCGGUGGAACUCGUUGAUACACUCAAGUAUAUCGCUCUCGUAGUUCAUGAGAAAGAAGUGAUCGAGUUGUCUGAGGCAUUUAAUUGGGAGAGGCAUCUGCCCGGGGCAGAACGAUUCAAGCAUUACAGGAAUAAAGUGGUUACCAAAGCUCUGAGUGCCUCUAGAACAUUCACCAUUGCGAUCAUGAUAGCUCUCGUAGAAUACUAUCCAUUCUACUACUACUCCAUUUUGACUCAUUCUGAUUACAAAGUGGAAAAAUUGCCUGUGGGAUCCGUACCUCUUAAAUACUGUUUUAUAACAUCAAAUUUCUGGAUGGCUUUCAUUUUCGAUUGGUUCACAUGCACCUGGCUGGGUCUGCUGGCUGUCUGCGAGGAUGCUCUCAUAAUGGCGGUACUGAUAAACAUGACUGCACAAUUGGAAAUACUCAAUUAUCGAUUGGAAAGAUGUCACUUGACAACUUACGUGCUCAAUGAUGAUGAAGAGUAUUACGAAAGUUCCCAUACCUCAUUUGAAUACUUCGAAGCACAAUCCGGAAUAUCUUCGGUUGAUAAUCCAGUUGUUGAUCCGAAUGAGGAGCUCAUCAAUUGUAUAAAAUUUCAUCAACACAUCAAAAGAAUGUUGAAACUAUUUGGGACUAUUUUUGACAAAGCACUUCUGCCCCAGCUGUUCACAAGUUUGUUAUUAAUUACUUUGCUACUAUUACAAAUGAUAUUGGGUCAACAAGGGAAUCUUUUGGAUUCAAUAAUUGCAAUGGCCUUUCUGUUCUGCGUCUUGCUCCAAUUAUUAGCAUUCUGUUUCGGUGGUAAUUUCGUCCUAGUCGAGAGCGACAGAACAGGCAGUUCAUUGCACGCAUCACACUGGUACGACAUGGACAUCACAUUUCGGAAGAAUAUGAAAAUAUUUCUCGGUGCUGUUAGAAAUCCCAUGAUAGUCAGUGCUGGUGGUCUUGUUGAUCUGUCAGCUGAGACAUUCAAAAAUCUACUUACAAAGGGAUACUCAGGAGCAGCGGUAUUGCAGAAUGUUAGCGGUUAAGGGAUUCCACCGCAUUACAAUUCAUAGUCGUAGUCAUCUUAUUCCAUAGGAUCAAUUAGCAAUCAUGAUAUG
Messenger RNA from Diachasma alloeum, 1370 nucleotides. It is a transcript of the gene Or117, whose product is annotated as odorant receptor coreceptor. Gene Ontology annotation, molecular function: olfactory receptor activity; odorant binding. Gene Ontology annotation, cellular component: plasma membrane. Gene Ontology annotation, biological process: sensory perception of smell; detection of chemical stimulus involved in sensory perception of smell. The record is from RefSeq and is a predicted model, not a curated record. The transcript is spliced from 7 exons. Bases 6 to 1298 code for a protein of 430 amino acids. NCBI's taxonomy places the organism in Eukaryota, Metazoa, Arthropoda, Insecta, Hymenoptera, Braconidae.